Molecule: messenger RNA, 924 nt
Organism: Pelobates fuscus (common spadefoot toad)
Lineage: Eukaryota; Metazoa; Chordata; Amphibia; Anura; Pelobatidae
Product: olfactory receptor 8H1-like
Exons: 1
Coding region: 1-924 (307 amino acids)
Biological process (GO): G protein-coupled receptor signaling pathway
Cellular component (GO): membrane
Molecular function (GO): olfactory receptor activity; odorant binding; G protein-coupled receptor activity
Source: RefSeq, a predicted model, not a curated record
AUGGAAAACCAGACAUCAACAAAAGACUUUCAGAUUUUAGCUUUUUCUACUAAUGAGGAGAUACAACCCAUUCUCUUUGUAUUCUUUUUCUUUAUUUAUUUAAUUGGACUUCUAGGAAAUGUAAUUAUAAUUACAGUGACAUGUGCAGAUGCCCACUUACAUACCCCAAUGUAUUUCUUCCUUUGCAACUUGUCACUCAUAGACAUAUUUUACACCACUACAACCCUCCCCAAACUCUUGGACAUUUUAUUGACAGGCAAUCAAUUAAUUUCUUUUGUUGAGUGUUUCACUCAGAUGUUCUUUUUCACUUUUGUUGGGAGCAUUGAAGUUGUCUUGUUGUCCUCCAUGGCGUACGAUCGCUAUGUCGCAAUUUGCAACCCCUUACAAUAUCAUCUUAUUAUGAACACAAAAAAAUGUGUUUUAAUAUUAGUUGGCAUCUGGAUUCCGGGAUGUUUAAAUUCAGGCAUGGUCACCUUGCUUGCAUCAAAAUUAUCCUUCUGCCAUUCAAAUAAAAUACAGCAGUUCUUCUGUAAUGUUAAAGCUCUAGCACAAGUUGCCUGUUCCAGUACAGAAUUUGACAUUAUUAUCUAUAUAGAAGUGUUGUGUCUUGGACUUUGUCCCCUUUUAAUAAGUUUUGCUUCCUAUUUGAAAAUAAUAAAAAUUGUCGUAUCCAUUGGGACCACCAGUGGCAGAAGAAAAGCUUUUUCAACAUGCACGUCCCACCUUACUGUACUUAUCCUAUUUUAUGGGACAAUAUUGUUCAUGUAUAUGAGACCGACUUCACAGUACUCUGAUGAAUUGGAUCAGGCCUUCUCGGUGCUGUAUGCCGCUGUGGCCCCUAUGUUAAACCCCUUAAUAUAUAGUCUAAGGAAUAAAGAGGUAAAAGAUGCUAUGAUUAGAAUCAUUAGUUUUAAAAACAAGUAA